CCUGGCGCAGCUUGGAUAGUAGCGGGGGGGGUUUCUUUCUGACAUAUUGUCGGAUGCCAGGCUGGUCCGCUGGCUACUAAAACGCUCGGUUGACGAAAGCCCCCGAAAAAAUUCAUGCCUUUCGAGCUUUUCUAAUGCGUUUACCGGUUGUAGUUUUCAACAAGCGCGCUCGCGAUGUUCGUUAUCUUACCGUUGUUCGUCGGUUAUCGUCCGAAAUUGGGAAACGAAUUGCCCGUUUAAAUGGAAGAAAGUAACUAAAUCGAGAAACUGAAACGGAAAAUUGUUAAAAACGUGAAAUAAAAAAUUUCUAUUCACUAAACGAUGCAUGGAUAAGAAUAUUCGAUAUCUGUUUAACGUGCAUAUACGUACGAUUAUCGAUACUCCAAAUCGUCGUUACCGCGGUUCGCGUCAACAACAAAAACGCCCGCAGCUGCACCCGGUUCACUGCUUGCUACUUGCUACUUGGUACUUGGUACUUGGUACUUGCGACUUGCCGACUGCGCCUUGGUCAAAGCAGAAGAGUCGAGGCAUCGCUACGCGACGUAAGGAUAUGGAAACGUUGGUCUUACCACAGUUUCAUCGUCGGCAGUCGCGGUGUGGUUCUGUACUCGUGCAAACAAGGAAGUGUAUUUCUGAAGUGAAGAAGGAACGGUGAAAGAAUCUUAUAUGUACCUACGUAAUAUACUUUAAAAGAUACGAACUCGGCACAAGACAAGCACAAGCACAGACACGACGCACGCACGCACGCACGCGGUACGUUGACUGACACACGCCCAACGGACCUUUUAUUAUAGAUUAUAUACAGCAUAUACGGAAUACAGAGAAUUCUUUAUCAAUUCACAUCGUCUGAGGAAAAGUUUAUUUUCCAAUCGAUAUUCGAUCGAUUGAAGAGCUUUUUUAUUUUCAUUUUUAUUUUUAUUUUUUUACUUUUCUCUCACUGUACCGUUUAAAUCGGGGUUUUUUUUUUUUCCCCCUCUUCUGUUUCUUCUCUUCGGACAGUUUUUUUUCCUUCGUUUUUCAAAUUUUUCCUUCUCUCAAUUUUCUCACCCUCUGAUUCUUUACUUACCAGUUUUUGUGGUGAAUAUUCGUGUUCGAGCAACGUGGAUUACAACUACGAUCGAAUACGACGUGAACGUGUUGCUCCUUUACAGAGAGUAACGGGCAUGUCACAAUCGGUAUAUCUUCUUUAGAGGAUGAUUAUAAAUGUACGCGAAUCGUGGAAUAUUUCGAUACGUGUGUGCUAAGUGAAUGAUAAAAAAAAUAUCGAAAAAUCUAUCAAUUUUAUUGAUAUAUCAUAGAAUAUAAUAAAACUACACGUUGAGGAUUAACAAAAUUUCCCUUUAAUCAUAUAAUACGUAAUCUAGGACAGUGGGGUCACGGAAUAGUUAAGUGAUUUUACGACAGUUUUCUUAGUUUAUUUUAACGCAAACAAGUGCCUCGCCUGUUAAACGAUUCGUGUGUGAAAAUCUAUAAUCGCGUGUUCGAUUUGUCCUUUGUGGAAAAUUUUAAUAUCGUUUUUGUAUAGUGAAUAGUGUGAAAUUGAGGUGCAAUAAUCGUCGUUGUUACGAACAAAAAAAUAAAAAAUCAAGGAAUAUAUUCACCCAGGGAAUUUACGACGAUAAAAGGGACCCAGCUAACGGUCGCUUCAUUUUCCUUUUCUUCGUCGAGAGACGAGAAGAAAUAUUCGCAUUAUAAUUAUUCGAAGCAGCAAUUAACGUUUUUAACGAUGUUUCGUCAUAUAUUAGAAUUUUCAUCCGAGUUGUGAAGUGACGUUGAUACAUUACAUUGUUUGAAUCCUUUCUCGAUAAUUUCUUUUUUUUUUCGAAUCUCAUCCGUUCAUUUUCUCACUCUUCUAUCGUCGCUGUGUCGAUUUUUUCUCUCCUUGUCAUUUCAAUUUUUUUAACACCGUGUGUCGGAAUUUUUUGAUUAACCUUUCACCACGAAUCGUAACGAUAAUUCCCUUCGUAUUACUCGUAUGUAUUAUUAUGGAACUGUUGCGAUAGAGAAGAAACAAAUAAUAUUCCUCCGAUUCGAUACGUUUGAAAUUUCAAAUUUUACGCACUCACGCGUUACCGUACACAGUCAAGAGCUAGCAGAUGAUAGAAACGUAGAAAAAGGAGAAAGAAAAAGGCUUGUAAAAUUUUUUAAAGUAUACUCCGGGUACUGUCCGGUACAUCGAAUCUUCGGAUAACUAUAAUUCUCCGUCACGUGAUCAUCGACGAAAUAAUCCCAACGCUGAAUUUCUUUUAUUCUUACUUCCCGUCUAUCCAUCCGUCUAUCUAUUAUUUGAAUUUCUUCAUCUUCUUAUCGCAGUUGAUAUUAGAAUUGUAAAAAAUAUCACUACUGUAUGUCGGAGAUUCAGAAAUUAUAUAUUAAUUCUAAUUCUAAUUUUUGAGCAUCGUGAAACCCCUCGUCGUAAGAAGAUUGAUCGAUCAAUUAAUUAUUUAUAGUAAUAUUAAUAACAUACACGUAUGAAAAAUCGUCGUUGGAGCACGUUACCUCGCUGCAGCCGCAAUCUUAUUUUUCAUAGGUUACACACAGUGCACAUACAUACGCAUUAUGAUAUACAUAUAUAUUACAACGUAUACCAUACAUAUUAUGACCACCGGCGUUCAUAACUUCUAGGCUACACGUAAUCACUGUACUAAUCAUUCGGCGGCCAGUUACGCGCGUGCAACAGCAAUCGCUAUAUAGGGACGCAAUCCAAACUUUGAUCUCUGCUUAAUAAUAACGGAAGCGCGGGGAGGAGGGACGUCGUUACAGGGAGGUUUCUUUCUUCGAUGCUUUUUAUCGGCGACUUUACUGUUGACAUUAUCACUAUUAUCAUUGUCAUACGCAACAUCAACGUUGUCAAUAUUCUACCGAUCAUUUCUUCGAGUCAGCUUCCAAAUCCGAACGAUAAAUCUCGUCUUCUCUAAAGGUAAUCGUUGAUCAGUUGCACCAACGGCAAUACAUGUGGAUGCGAUAGCGAUUAAUUUUAUUCAUUGGAAACUCGCAUUUCUGCUGCUGCUGCUGCGUUCUACGCAUACAAAAAUUACACAGCUAAUUGUGCUGAUCAAAUUUCAACCGAUUUCCAACAGUUACGAAGUAAUUUACGAAAAAGUAAAAGUAUAACGCAAGUAGUGAAAUAGUGCAAUAACAAGAGUGAAACAAAAAUCAAUCAACGGUGUCCAGGACUGGAGUAUAUCGAAUUUCGGGGGGUUUGAUCGAAUUCGAGGAUAAGCGAAAUCGUGAAGGUGGGCGUCGCCUGUGAAUGGCUUAAUAUGCUGAAUGACGGAAGUCGAUUUGGUACACGAUCAAAGUUUGGGGAUGGUACCCUAAUAAGACGUAAAUGGAGAACAAUCUGUCAGUCUACGGCGGCCCCGGUACCUGGGGCGCGGAUAGCACCAGUCCGCAACAACCAACCGAGGGACAAACGGCGAUUGCUGGAAAUGGAAAUGGAAGUGGAAAUGCCGCUGCAGGUGCGCCUGGACCGCCUCCGCCGCAGGCCGGAAGUCCGGGCAACACUAUUCUCGACGAUCGAAGAGCUCAAGCUAAUUCUAUCAGAGCCCAGAUCGAGAUUAUCCCGUGUAAGGUGUGCGGCGACAAAAGUAGCGGCGUUCACUACGGCGUGAUAACGUGCGAGGGAUGCAAGGGGUUCUUUCGAAGAUCGCAAUCCUCCGUAGUAAACUACCAGUGCCCGAGAAACAAAAAUUGCGUCGUCGAUCGGGUCAACCGCAACCGAUGCCAGUAUUGCCGAUUGCAGAAAUGCCUGCGGCUAGGCAUGUCGAGAGACGCCGUAAAGUUCGGACGCAUGUCGAAGAAGCAGAGGGAGAAGGUCGAAGACGAGGUGCGGUUCCACAGAGCGCAGAUGAGGGCGGCUUCGGAAACGGCACCUGACAGCAGCGUUUUCGAACAUCAGACUCCGAGUAGCUCCGAUCAACACCAUUCGUAUAACGGCGGCUAUCCGUACGGCGGUAGCGAGUACGCAUCCCCGGGAUCGGGGUACUACAACCAUCCGGCGAUGAACAACUAUGGUGAACUCAGCGCCGAUUACGUCGACAGUACGACAGCCUACGACCCCCGACCGACGCAAACGCAAGUAGAUGCCGUUACCCCGGAUACACCGUCUGUCACAGCGACUGGGGGUGUUCUGGCAAGCGUCGUAACUACCGGUAAGUCGCUGUCGGCGACUUCUACCGGAAGUAGCACUGGUGGAGGAAAUGGUGGUAGCGGAGGUGGAGGUAAUAGUAGUGGUAGUGCUGGUGGUGUUGGUGGUGGUGGUGGUGGAAAUGGAGGUUCGUUAAGUGGAGGCGGAAUUGUUGCGGUGAAACAAGAGACCUCAGUAGAACUGGCCAGCCUUGGUCACGGAUCCUACACGACGGUGGACUCGACGACCUUUCUGAGUACCCAACAGCAGCAGAGGCCGAGCAAUUCACCGGAGGAGGACGAAGUUCCAAGCCUGCCCAGUAUGUCCCAUACAAGAUACCCCGCGCAAAUAAGCGAACUCCUGUCGAAGACAAUAGCGGACGCGCACGCGCGGACGUGCCUCGUAUCCACAGAGCAAAUUCAGGAGUCCUUUCGCAAGCCCCAUGAUCUCUCAAGGUUGAUAUACUACAAAAACAUGGCGCAUGAACAGCUCUGGCUAGAGUGCGCACAAAAACUAACCACCGUCAUUCAGCAAAUCAUCGAAUUUGCGAAAAUGGUACCAGGAUUCAUGAAGCUCUCGCAGGACGAUCAAAUCGUUCUGCUCAAAGCUGGUUCUUUCGAAUUGGCGGUACUGCGUAUGAGCAGGUAUCUCGAUCUGCAACAAAACUGUGUCCUCUACGGUGACACAAUGCUGCCUCAGGAUGCCUUUUACACAACGGACACCGCCGAGAUGAAACUUGUCUCCUGCGUUUUCGAACUGGCAAGGAGUGUCGCCGAACUGAAACUCACAGAAACGGAACUCGCGCUCUACAGCGCGGCGGUUCUUCUUAGUCCUGAUCGGCCAGGAUUGAAGGGUCUCGCCGAGAUAACGCGACUGUCUCAGGCGGUAAUAAGGGCUUUAAGGGCGGAGUUGGACCGGAACCACGUGACGCCGAUAAAAGGUGACGUUACGGUGUGCGACGCGAUGUUGGCGAAGAUUCCACAGCUUCGAGAAAUUUCGUUGCUUCAUAUGGACGCACUCGCCAAGUUCAAACGGUCUCAACCGCACCUUGAAUUUCCGGCUCUUCACAAGGAGCUUUUCAGCGUCGACAGCUGAACGACCGGCGCAACGCGAGGCUAUCCGACGACGGUUCGCGUCGCGAAUAGUGCCUGACCUGGAGGCCUUGCCGUGUCGAGAUUAUUUCCUUCGUAUUGAACGUAUUGGGCCUUAAAUUAAAAAAAAAAUAUUAAAUAAAUAAAAAGAAUAACCUUGUUAUAUAUAAAAUACACAUUAAAAAGGAAAAAAAAACUAAAAAAAAAACACAAAAACGAUAUAAAGUAUAUGUGAACGACAUGUAUAUACGCGUACGAGCAUAUAGAUACCCGCGUGUGAUACCGAAAUUCACAUUUACAUGUACGUGCACAUGUAUGCAUAAUAUAUACGUAUGUACACGCGCUGUAUUUAUAUCUGACUGUAUACACAUGUACAUAGACAAAUAUAGUAUGUAUACAUACAUAGAUUAUAAAAGAAAGAAUGAAAUGAGAUGGAAAAAAGGAAAAAAACGCAAAAAAAAAAAAAAAUGAAUAAAUAAUUAAUGAAUAUAUAAAGAAAUGAAAAACAAUAUAUAUAUAUAUGCAUACAUAAAUAUAUAUUAUUAAAUAAUACAAAUAGAUGAGCUAUCGGUUGUUAUGAUACAUAAAGUAUAUUAUAUAUAUAUAUAUUGACUAAUAUCAUUACAAAUUGCCAUCAGCAAAUUGGACACGACUAGCGCGUUGUAAAUUACAUAACAUAUAAUAAAUAUAACUAUACAUAAACUGAAUAUCGUACUUUCAAACGUACGAUUUUACUCUUAUAAUGCAUAAUACUACUAGUGAAAAUAGGAAAUUUCAAAAUCAAUUACAUAUAUAAUUGUAAGAAGACUAGAAAAAAUGUCACCAACAAAACCUGAAACGCGGGAGGAAAAUCGAUGUUUUACAUCCGAGAACGAUCGAUAUAACGGUAGCCUGGAUACAACUCUGACAAACUUUGUUUAAGGUCGAAGUUUUGGGAACGAGAGGAAUAACAAAAAAAAAAAGAACGAGGAAGAGUAUACAGCAAAAAAGUAACUAAUUACAAGCGCGCUAGUCAGACUCAUUUUGCGCGGGACAGUCUGGGGAUGAUUAUAGAAUAUAUUAUUAUUGUUCCCUCAUGCAUAAAGAAAGAAUCAAGAAUAGGAAAAAGCAUAACAAAACGCGGUCGAAUUUUCAUUGGGCUGAUUACGUAAUAAAAAGGAGAAGAAAAGUAAAACGUACUACGUAUUGUAUACAUAAAUGAUUAAUUAAAUAAAAUUAAAUGAAGUAAAAUAUAAUAAAUACAUACAUACAUAGAUAAAUAUAUAAAGUAGCGCGUAGCUUUUACUCGGCACCCAUUAUUUAUUAGUAAAAAAUUAGAAAGAAAAAAAUGAAAGAGAAUCGGUUUAAAUUUUUCAAGGGCUGUUAUAAAUAUUCGCGGUGAUCUUCGUCCCCGGACUGUCUUUGGGGCCCUCGUAACCGUAGUUAGAAUUAAAAUUAACUAAUUAAUUAACAGAUUAACGUUUUGGUUAACGCACCAUGAAUGGAAUAUAAGCAUAGAACGCUCCAACACGUACGUGAAAAAUUGAGUCGUUGCUUUCGGUAAAAAAUUAUUCACAACUCCUUUGAUAUUAUUGUAUUUAAUUCCCCCCCCCCCCCCCCCCCUGUAAUCACGGAUGAUACACACAUAUAGAUUGUAGGAUCGGCAUAACGAUUCGAAGAUUAGAAAUGGAUGUAAUUGAAAUUGAUAGAUUGUAUAUACGAGUCGUAUAUGGAGCGUUGUUAAUAAUCCGCUGGAUCAACGCUGCUGCUGGUUGAAUAUUUACAGCGACGUAAUAAUCACAUGGAAAUCGAUUUUCUCGGACAUAUAUUCCAUUCGGGAGUAACGAUUUAGCUUUCAUUGUUGAGAAACGGACCGACGAUUCGUCGAAGUGUAAAUUGGCUGUACGCGUGAGAUCCGAUGAACACUACGAACACCUUGAAAAAAAAAACAGAAAAAUAGAGGAGAUGGUGCGUAAACUGACAUGUUAAUGGUAGCGGAAAUAAAGUAUAAAUAUUAUUCUAUUAAUUAAUUGAUUACGUAAAUGCAGUUCAUUUAUAUGUAGAAAUAACACCCGUAAACAUGUAUAAGAGAAAUGAAAUAAAUUUUAUAUAUAUAUAGAUCUAUAUAUACAUAUAUAUAUGUAUGUCAAUGUAUAUUUAUACCUAUAUACACACAUAUAUGUAUAUAUCUAAACACACACACCUACACGUACACGACACACAAACAAGCUACACGUAGAUACACAUAGACAAGGAAAUUAAAACUAUAGAAAAUUAUUACGAUUUGGUGUUCAAUUUUAUAAUAUAAAUAUAUUUAAAAAAAAAAAGGAAGAAAAUUAAAAUAAUAAAUACGUUGAUGGAUGUAUAAUGGAAAGGUGUAUAUGUAUACACGAUAUUAUAGUAGAGAAAAGAGAAAGAGAGAGAGAGGGGCAGCGAUGUUCGAUCGAUCGAGAUAUGUGAAACCACGUCGCCAAAAGCUCGAUAUUUUUUAUACCGUGCAUGGGAAGAAAAAAAAAAUACUGUGACGAUGAAAAAAAAGAGAAGAGAAAAAAACUAUUAAUUUGUUAAUAUUAUUAUACACGUUACCUUCAAGUAUAUUUAUAUAUGUAUGUAUACGUAUCUAUAAUAGUGGACGUAGGUACCUAUAUAAUUUAGUUGUUUCCCGAGUUUUUUGGACAAACGCAAAAUAUAAGGAAGAAAGAUAUGGAUAAUUAACUGACAAUGAAUGUAUAAAUGUAGGAGAAUCGAUAAAAUGAAGAAGAACCGUGGCGAGCCACGCGUAGCCGCCAUCGAUCGAAGGUCGACGCCUCGGCGGAGGUGCAUAUAACAUAGUAUAUAGCUUUAACACCUCACAAUCAGAUUCAAUACAUACAUACAUACCUAUACCUAUUUAUCAUGAUGAAAUUUGAUGAUGAAUAAAUUAAUUGUUGCAGCGCGUUGCAGUGCAUAUGUACCUAUAAUAUUAUACAAUGGUUGCUGCGAGAUGGUUUUUUGUUUAUCCGAAAUACAGGGAAAUCAGAAGACAAAACAAUUAAAUAAUUGUAAUAAUAAUGAUUUAAAAGAAGUGACCGGAAAUAGUACAUAAUUAUUAUAAUGAAUAGCUCGAGAAAUAGAUAGACAGUUUAAGAAGUAUGAUAAUUCAACGGAUAAUUCUCUUUUUCAAUAUUUCGUAUAAAACAAAAAAAAUAUAUUGCAUCUUUAAGAGUCUCUUGUGUAGAACGGACACUGAGAUAUUGUGUCGACCCUUAUAAACAACCAUCAAUAAUUAUUGAUAAUUCACAACAAUUUUAUUUAUCGAUUGCAUAUUUGUUUUACUUUCAGCGUUGUUCAGUUAUUCGUACCGGUUAUACAAAUAUCGGGUUACCACGAUCAAGUGUCAGAAAAAAUCGAAAUAGAAAUGGAAAUGAAGCCCUUUCGUUAAAAUCGUACAUAUCGCAUUUUUCGAGAUCUGAUUAUUUUCUCUCAAAUAUUCCCUAAGAAAAUCUGAAUAAUUGUAAUCAAAUGACAAGUUCAAUUAUUAUUUUGUCAACGAACACAGUUUCGAAACUACUUUCAUUCGUUUAUCGUUGCAUCGUGUCUAUGAUCGAAAUUUCUUACAAACAUGUAAUUUAAACGGAAGAAAAGUACGGAUUUUUUCGGACAAGGUUAAUCGCGGUGACCCCAUGUAAAAAUCUCCUGAAACUAAUAGCUAUGUAGAUACAUUUUACACGUAUCCAUGAGAACGAGAUCUGUUAAAGAAAUGAAAAAAAAAAAAGUUCAAUAAAAUAAAAGAGUAUAAAAUACUGCGCGAGUGUGAUUGAUUUGAAUAUUUGGCGAAUAUUACGCCAACGGUAUGAGCUUUUCAUUCAAAAGGUCGAAAUGUAAGUUUCACCGUUACCAACAAUAAGUUUCUGUGAUUCGGAUAUCAAUAUGGUUCCAUUUGAAUUUCAUGCCACCAAAUUUAUAUCGCGGCGAACGAUGGAAAGGCGAAGAAGAAUCGAGGUAAAAGUAGGGCUAUGGCGAGCAAAAAACGGAAUAGACGAAAUUUUUGAGUGAAUAUACACGGUCUAACAAUAAGAUCGCUCAACAACAACGGCCACGCGGCGUGAAGUAUGUUAAGAGGACUGCCGGCGCCAAAGUAUUCGAGUACCUGCUGUGGUUGUAGAAUAUAAGCGUUAUAGGAAUUUGAAUAAAGAAUAUGUUAGCUAAUUAUAAUACUAGUAACAAUAAUAAUAAUAGCUUACAACAAUAAUAAUAGUGUUAACAUUCAUAUUCAUUAUAACAAUAAUAAUAUUAAUUAUACUAACCAUAAUUGUAGGUAUAUAAUGUGAGGAAAGCUCGGAAAAUCUGUUGUAAUGAAAUAAAUAAUAUCUCUGAAAUAUUAAUGACAAUGACUAUAAAUUUGAAGUUAAACAAAACCGACCAUGAUCGGGUCAACAUCCGUAGUAAAAAUUGAAGGGUGUUUUUUUGGGAUCGAAUAAACAAAAAAUCAUCGGCAUAAGGCAACCUGAGAAUCCCUGGAGCUGAUCGCGUUGAUAAAGUAAUAAUUAAAAGUAUCUUCAGCUACAAAUAUCAUAAUUAAUCUUAUGUCUAUUAUCACAGAUACUCAUACACCUACGUAUAAUACCCUAUGCAUAAUAUGAAUUAUAUCACAAUAACAUAUGGUGCAAGAAUUGUCGAUUCAUCCUUAAACAAAAAUUUCACACACGGACACAUUACACCCCGGCACUUGUGUAACUUGAUAAUUAUUACUAGUUGGUAGUAACAACAGCUAAUACGAUGAAAAAAUAAGAAUACCAAAUAGGGCAAAAGAAACGAGUUGUAAAUGCAUCCAUAGGUAUAUAGAAUGAUUGUCAUAGCUAUGCAAUUUUUCAGCCUGAAUAGAAAUUUGAAGAAAAAUUACCGCUAUCAACGAAUGAUAUACCUUGUAAUUACUUAUAUACUUCUGUAUCAUGAGUGAAAGAGAAAAAUGGCAAAUUUUUGGUUGAAAAUUCAAAAGGGUAAGAAGAGAAGAUUCUUCGAAACGCGAUAGUAAGAAUCUCAUAAGGAUUGUGAAAAAGACAAGGCGUUUAUUAUGAUGCCGAGGACUCAAAACUAGACGGGCGCACGGGCGCAAACCUUAACUUUUGAGCUUUUAAUCAAUUUACCGGCAUAACGACGUAUUCUAACAAAGUGCCCAAAAUCAAAAAAUCUAAAUCACAGUUAUUCGAAUGGAAUGUGAGGGAGACUUAUAUCAUAGAACAUCACAAAUUGGUUCUUUGUUGGUAGGUUCGGCCUUCUGGCAGCAUCUCCGAAUUUCGUAGUCACGCGGUGUAAUAUGCCAAAAAAGCGUAACAAUUCGAGAAAAAUACAAAAUUAACAUAAUAUAAAGAAGUUUUUUCCGAAUCUCGCUGCAUUUGAACAACCAUAUAGUUCCGAAGGUUCUCCACUUCGGUCACUUCUGAGGGUUACGCGCUUCUUCUCAUUGGUCUCGAUAUGUACGUUCUGGUAUUGUCAUUUUUUAAUAUGCGAAACGCGAUUGCAUAAUAUUAUAUAUAUCAUGUAUACAUAUACUUAUGUUAUAUGUAUGUAUGGACUGAAUUAUACUCCCUGGAUUUUUGUCCAGCUAUGUGCAGUGGUGCUGCUGCUAUCUAAUAUUAUUAAAUGCCUGCUGUUGUAUACAUUAUACAUGAGCGUCGGCUAUUUCCUCCCACGCCACAAUUAUUAUUUAACCGUUUAAUUCAUACUCUCAUUGUCAUUACUUCGUUUUCAUUUUUUUUUUUUUUUUUUUUUACGAAAUAAAACAUAACGUACGUACCAAUAUGAAUCCUGUUGUUAGCUUUUCUGAACUAAGAAAAAGAUAUAUUACGUCAUUAAUUUUAUUAUCAUUUUUUUUCGAGUAAAAACCAUUUUUUCAACCUCCGCAUUCGAAGCUAAUAUUAAACAAUUAUUUGGACUGAUAUUUAAACCCGAAAACGCAAAAUUAGUAAUGUUCGUGGAUCAGAAUUAGAAGAUUUAAUUGAUUAAACGUAAUUUUUCCUUGAAUAUUAUCGAUCGCUACUCACUUCGUACGGUGAUUAUUAAUAACUCUAAAAUACUCUUCUCGGAACCCCGUGUUCUAUUUCUCUCAAUUGACAUUUUUCGAAUUUUCGUAUCGCUAUCAAUAACCAUACCACGUAAUUGAAUUCGUCAGCUAAUUCUUUUCUCUUUUCAUUUGGGAACGUUCAAUUAACUGGAUAUUAAGUAGACUCGAAUACGCGGUGUAUCCAUCUGUAAUAUCUAAUUUUUUUAAGACAACAUUCAAUGUUAUUCGGAUAAAUUGCGGUCUUGAACUAACAUGACUCAAGUCUGUAAUAUAGUCACUUCAUUCGGUUCAGGGUUGGUCAUAUUUUUAGAAAUGCGUAGGCUAAAUAUUGGAAUUUCGUAUGAUAAAUAAUAUGUAAUCUGUGUCGUACUAUACAUUCAUGUAUAUUCAACCUCUAAUGUUUAGAAAAAAGCAAAAAUUUAAUUGUUCAUACAAGAACUGAUGAUACUUGUGAGACUGUUGCGGGCGCCUUAUACCUAUAUUGAAAAAAAAUUAAUUAAAAUCGACAAAAAACCGAAAAAAAGAAGCAAAUGAUACGAUAAUAGUAGAUAAAAAAAAAAACUGAAACGAAAAAGAAAGGAAUCGACGUCGUAGUACAUUUUAAUACUUAGGGUAUAAAAAAAAAUUAAUAAAAAAAAAUUAAUCUUGGACACUGACAAAGAGUAUGCAUAAGCGAUAGUUGCUUUUUUUAUUCAUAUUUUUUUCUACUUUCUAACCUCGAUGGGAGGAAUCGCCGACGUCAGGCGAAAACUUAAUUGUGAUAUAAUAACAAACGAGGUUAAAAAAAAAUUAUUUAAAUCGCAGCUUUUGCGAUCCUCUCUACGGGUAAUUCGUUCGAAUCUAUAUCUGUUAAUUGAUUCAUUGAUUCAUUGAGUAUUUACUAAUUCGAUUAAUUGAUCUUGAUGUAAGAAUAAACGUAAUGAUUAUAUUUCUUUCCACUGCUGCAGUCGAAUGGCAAUUAUAUACCUACCUAUACGAUGAGUGCAUAAUAAAUCACGGUGAUAGGUCGGAAAUUUCGCAAACCUCGCUGAUCGAUUUUUGAUUAUUGAAAAAUUAUUUCAUUCAUAAUUCUUAUUGAAAAAAAAGUUUGAAAAAAUUACAACUGUUAUUGCACAAAUAAUUUGAGCGGUCUUAUCGAAAUUAGCACCCAAGCUAUUUUAAAUAUGCACACGCGUAUAUUACUCACGUUACAAUGAAAUAGGGCACUCUAACACUACCGAUUUGCAUUAACGUUCAGUAGAAGAAGUUUUUUUUUAUCCUCAUAAGUAAGAGUAAUAUAUUUUCAACAUGUUCGCUCGCAUGUUUUCGAGGCGAAAAAUUUCGCUUGAUUGUUAAUCAGUCAUAUAGAUACCGUACAUCUUACGGGCUUUCAAUUGAUAACGGAAAUUUGAAUACAGAAACCCGAUAGAAAUGAAAAAUUCAAUAUAGCUGACAAGAAAUAAUAGCUUUGCGUCUGCACCGAAUAUCAAGCUACAUAGUUUUAAUUCAUAAAUACGUAUAGAUAAGAGACAACACAUAGAAACUCAUAAACAUAUUAAAGGACGCUACACGCGUUACGUGACAGUAAUUCUCGAAGAAUUUUAAGAUGGAAAAUUUGUCAGACAAUAUACACUGCAGUGGGAUCAAUAAUUUCGUAUACAUAAAAAAUCAUAGCGGGGGUAUGCGGAGCACGAUUGAGUUUCCUGAAGUUUAAACAAGAAACGAAGAAAAUAAAAAUCCAUUACGGCUCAAACUAUAUACCUAUUCGGAAUUUUGAGAGAACGUUGCACCGACAUACAUGUUUAGCACGGUGAAUUUAGUUUCUUGGGUUUUCAUCACAAUUUCCAAGUUCUUAAUAAAAUGCCUCUGUUUUCUCUUUUCCGUUUAGAAACGGAACACUAUGUCGAAUCGACAUGACAUUUAUGAUCAGGUAAUUCAUUACCAGAGCGUGAUUCGGAAUAUCGAUUGACAAUACAUUAUCUGCAACCUAUAAGGUGGAACCAAGUUUGAAUCGGAGUUGCUUGGAAAUUCGAUCGUUUAAAACCUUAUUCACGGUGAGAGUUUUUGGUUAUUUCAUCUACUUUUUUCUUGGUUUUUACAGUGAAUCUGAUCAAAGAUAUGAGCUGCGGGUAAGCUUCAUGAUUCUUUGAAUUUUAUAAUACCGAUUGAACGGGUCUAAAAAUGGCGAAGAUUCGGUAAAAUCGCAUGUUAACUGCAGACGGCAGGCCACAUCGCGAAAUGCAAUUUCUGACUUUCUCUCUGAAAUGUCCUACUACUUACCACGUGAUAAAGAUAAUCACGAGAGCACAUUAGAUCAUGGCAUUAUUAAGGAAAUCGGCUGUUCGUUGUGAUAAGGCGUCGAUAUAUAUAUAUGAUCACGUGAAAUACUUUGAUUGUCGCGAUUUUCACUGAAAUAAUUGUAAAAAAAAAUAAAAUGAAAAACAACACCAAUAACAACAACAAACAAACAAACAUAAACAAAAACAACAAUUUCAGCAUUAAUAUAUUAUGUUUAUGAAUAAAUAGUAUAGUAUAUAUUAUACAUUAAAAAUUAGACAUUAGAAGAGGAGAAACAACAAACAAAGUAACAAACAAUUAUGUACUUGAUACCAUGUAAUAUACUAGUUAUUUAUUUUAUUUUUUUCUAAAAAUAUACAUAAGUAUCCUCGCGACACAGACACGCGGACACACAUCACACACACCCACCCAUAAGGUUAAAAAGAAAUACGGAUAAGAAAUAAAUAUAACUACAUAUGAUAUAUCUAUACAAGGAGUAUAUGUAUGUAUAUGACAUGUUAUGUUGGUAUCAUUUUAUUGAAUAAUUCAUAUACGUAUGUAUAUGUAUACAUAUGUAUGUAUAUAUAUAUGUAUAUAUAUAUAUAUCUAUAUAUAUUUAUAUAUAUAAAAUUAUUAUUGUAAUUUUUAGAUGUACGUUCUAUUUGCAGGUAGAUUCUUGAUUAAAAAAUUAAAAAGACUAUAGGAUUUUUACGGUUAUCGCGCAUUGUGAAUUUUUCGAAUAAAAUCUGCCCAUAUUCGAUAUCUGAAAGAAAUAAUAUAAGUAUAUUAUAUCAUAUGAUAAUUUGUUGUUGAUGACUAAAUUAUAAUAAUAACUAUACUAUCUGUGGAAUGUUAUUUUUGUAUGUUGGUACAAAAUUAACGCGAUAUAUAUUUAAAAAAAAAAUCCGAAAAUGAGCAGAUUUAUACGCAAUGAAUUGUUGAGAUGAUUACGAUUAAAAACUAAUAAUUAGUUAUUAUCAAUAAUUAUUAAUUAAUUGUAUACACGUUAAUUACUAUCGCAUAAUAUUAUUGAUUAUUACAA
This is a messenger RNA of Athalia rosae (coleseed sawfly), 14540 nucleotides long. RefSeq names its product probable nuclear hormone receptor HR3 (gene Hr3). The coding region runs from base 3332 to 5224 and encodes 630 amino acids. Gene Ontology annotation, cellular component: nucleus. NCBI's taxonomy places the organism in Eukaryota, Metazoa, Arthropoda, Insecta, Hymenoptera, Athaliidae. Gene Ontology annotation, biological process: regulation of transcription by RNA polymerase II. The transcript has 10 exons. Gene Ontology annotation, molecular function: zinc ion binding; RNA polymerase II cis-regulatory region sequence-specific DNA binding; nuclear receptor activity. The record is from RefSeq and is a predicted model, not a curated record.